AUGCCACGGAUAAAGACCAAGCGAACAAAAGCCGCCCCCGAAGGGUUCGAGCAGAUCAAGCCGACCUUGACAGACUUUGACCACCGCUUGCGGAAAUUGCAGGAUAAUGGUGCCUCCAGAAUGGCAGCAAAGGCUAAUGAGGGGUCUUGGAAGGUCUUCCAGCUCACAAACGAGCGUUCGCGGUACAUAUACGAUCUGUAUUUCAAACGCAAGGCGAUCUCCAAGGAGCUUUACGACUGGCUGCUGCGCGAGAGAUACGCCGACAAGAUGCUGAUAUCCAAGUGGAAGAAACGUGGGUACGAAAAGCUGUGCUGUUUGAAGUGCAUUCAAAGCUCAGAGUCUGCGACACAGGGCAAUACCUGUAUUUGCCGGGUACCGAGAGCCACUCUCGUGAAGAAUAGCUCAGACGGCGUCGUUACGUUUACAAGGUGCGUCCACUGUGGGUGCGCUGGAUGCUCAAGCAGUGAUUAA
Lachancea dasiensis is the source of this 471-nucleotide messenger RNA. NCBI's taxonomy places the organism in Eukaryota, Fungi, Ascomycota, Saccharomycetes, Saccharomycetales, Saccharomycetaceae. The record is from the annotation of a GenBank genome assembly.